This is a messenger RNA of Lates calcarifer (barramundi perch), 2262 nucleotides long. RefSeq names its product par-6 family cell polarity regulator gamma b (gene pard6gb). Gene Ontology annotation, cellular component: apical plasma membrane; nucleus; cell cortex. The record is from RefSeq and is a predicted model, not a curated record. The coding region runs from base 290 to 1714 and encodes 474 amino acids. Gene Ontology annotation, biological process: establishment or maintenance of cell polarity; regulation of cellular localization; centrosome cycle. The transcript has 3 exons. NCBI's taxonomy places the organism in Eukaryota, Metazoa, Chordata, Actinopteri, Centropomidae. Gene Ontology annotation, molecular function: protein kinase C binding.
UAGGAGGGCUGAUGUCAUUUCAAAACUUAACUCACACUCCUAAGUCAACGCGGCGAGUUCCUCACUUCUUAUUCUCCCGUAAAGUCCUCCCUCUCGUCUGGCGGAGCUUCUUAACAAACUCCAGGCGGUGAAUUAAACUAAAGACAAACACGAACUUCUCCACUAGAAGCGGAGCACAAGGAUUUUAUACCAGAAACCCCGGGACCAGACCAGAGCCCCUCUUUCUGCGGGCAAAGGCGGCUGAUUUUUUUUUUUUUUUUUUUUUUUUUUUUAACUGCAACCGCACAAAAUGAAUCGGAGCUUUAAUAAGUCGCAACCUCUGCGAAACAUGGAUUGUAACGCCGUGGAGGUGAAAAGCAAGUAUGGGGCGGAGUUCCGCCGGUUCUCAGUGGACCGGGUCAAGCCUGGCAAGUUCGAGGAAUUCUACAAACUUAUCCUGCACAUUCACCGCAUCGCCAACAUGGAGGUGAUGAUUGGCUAUGCUGACAUCCAUGGGGAUCUGCUGCCCAUCAACAAUGACGACAACUUCUGCAAGGCCGUGUCAACAGCUCAUCCACUGCUCAGGAUCUUCAUACAGAGACAAGAAGAGGUCGACUAUGCAAACUUUGGCACCAACACAAUUACACGCAAGAAGAAGGCAGUGGUGGCGCUGCGCAACAACGACGUCAACCGCAAGCGUCCACACAUCCGCAUCGGCAUGCCCCAGGACUUCCGGCCCGUCUCCUCCAUCAUCGAUGUUGACAUCCUGCCUGAAUCUCACCGCCGUGUCCGACUGUACCGUCAUGGCUCGGAUAAACCCCUGGGUUUUUACAUCCGAGACGGAACCAGUGUCCGGGUGACGCCACAUGGGCUGGAAAAAGUCCCCGGAAUCUUCAUAUCCCGGCUGGUGCCCGGGGGAUUGGCAGAAAGCACCGGGCUGUUGGCGGUGAACGAUGAGGUGCUGGAGGUGAAUGGCAUCGAGGUGACUGGAAAGUCCCUGGAUCAGGUAACAGAUAUGAUGAUCGCCAACAGCCACAACCUGAUCGUGACGGUGAAGCCAGUGAACCAGCGCAACAACGUGGUCCGCAGCAGCAGGAUCUCAGGCAGCUCAGGCCAGUCGUCCGACAGCAGCGGAUCGACCGGUUACCCAAGUUUGUCGGUGGCCUCGGUGGGCGUGACAUCCUCCGGUGCGCACGGGUACCAAGACGACCUGGAGAGCGACGAAGAGGCAGAUAUCGUCAUCGAGAGCAGCCUCAAGCGGCCAUCACAGAGGUCCAACGCUUCCCUGGCAUCCAGUGUGUCUCGCACACACCAGCAGACGCCGACGACAGCUUCAGGCCCCCCAGCGCCUCCCAGUCCCCCCUCACGUCCGUCGUCGGUAGUCUCCACCGCCUCCUUCCACUCCCAGCCAAGCCUCAACGGAGGAUCCCACCACCACCACCACCACCAACAACAACAACAACAACAACACCACCACCACCACCACCACCACCAGCAUAGCAGCCUCAGCUACCAGCUCCACAGAGACCUGAACCUUCAGCACAACCCACACCAACAGUCCCAGCACAGUCACCACCACGCCUCACAGCCCCCGCAUCACAGCAGCAACCCAGCCCUCCGCCACAGCAACGGCAGCCUGCACAAAAUCCUCAGCUCCCUGAAAACGGACCCACGACACAGUCUUGCACUGCCUAGGGGAGGGGUGGAGGAGGAUGGCACUGUCAUUACCCUAUAAUACUUAUAAACACACACUCAGAGACAUAAACAUCCCAAACUGCUCAGAGACUAAAACUGGAACACCAGGCCGGAUAAAUAUGAGCUCACGUGGGUUUUGUCAGAUACUAAUUUUGUAACUUCUGUUUGUUUUUACAAGAUAAUUGAUUAUAGGAAGUUGCGAGCCCGGAAGCAAGGAAAAUGUAUUGUAUAUAUUUCUUGUAUUUUUUAAACUGUUUUUGUCUCACAAGAAAAGAUUUGUACGUAUGUAUGUAAUAAGCAUCAGAACAAAUAACUGUUUUUAGGCGAGUCCACUGUAUCCUAGAGUUCUGAAUGUGCCUACAGCCUGAUGUUUUCUGUUAGUGACCACUUUUUAUUAAGAUCCUUUCAUUCUUAUUACUGGGACCAACUUGGGGUUGCUUAUGGAUGUUUUUAAAGAGUAAAUCUAUAUUUCUUAUAUUCUGACAAAUGCUGUGUAGAGUAUGAUUUUUUUUUUUAAUAGGUCUUUUAUGCAUUAAUGAUUGUGAUCGAAUCCUUGUAUCUGUUCCAAUAAAUUAUUCUGUCUCACAA